AUGCUUGGUGAAGAUCGUAGUUCUUUUGCUUCACGCAUUGUUUUAAUCGAAGAUAGCUUAGAGGAUGAGAAGGAAGAGGAAUCAGAGGCUGAGCUUGAUAGUACGAAGAAAGAAAAGGGCGAGAGCUCGGUUCCUGCAAUUGAGGUUAGUGAUAGUGAGGACAGCACAAAGAGUUCUAAUUUAGAUUGGAAAGGAAAGGCAAAAGCAGUAUAG
Molecule: messenger RNA, 213 nt
Organism: Sclerotinia sclerotiorum 1980 UF-70
Lineage: Eukaryota; Fungi; Ascomycota; Leotiomycetes; Helotiales; Sclerotiniaceae
Exons: 1
Coding region: 1-213 (70 amino acids)
Source: RefSeq, a predicted model, not a curated record